Molecule: messenger RNA, 1182 nt
Organism: Cylindrotheca closterium
Lineage: Eukaryota; Bacillariophyta; Bacillariophyceae; Bacillariales; Bacillariaceae
Source: the annotation of a GenBank genome assembly
AUGCCAUCCAGCGAUGUUUCAGAGCGAAGCAGUCGUAGAUUCUUCUUCAAAGGCAGAUCAAAAAAGAAAAAGAGCUCCAAAAAAGCCAAUGCUUCCCCAUUUCAGUUAAUGCAGUCGCUGGGAACUGGAAGUAUGUCUCCUGCUGGAGCGAUCACUUUUGUUCCUAGUCCUACGAAGUUGAUCAAUUUCAAAAUGAACUUUGAUGCGCCACCAGUCAAAAUACGGGGAAAUCCAAAAAUAUUUUCGAGAAGCGACAGCUCCUUCAUCAGGGUUUCUGACCUGGACAUGGAUUCCGAGCACACUUCUUGCUCGACAGUUCAGUCGGAAGAUGCCCACCCAAAUUUUCACCAUCCAGCCAUUGAUCCUCCACCAGGCAUUGAAACCGAUGAAAAGGAGAAAUGGAUUGCUCUAAACGACGGAGACGGAGCAUGGUCUCCCAUUGCCCCACUCGCAGUCAGUCGGCUUGCUGCCUUGGGCCUUGCAACUUCAAUUGACGACUGCAUGUGGAAUCCUGACAGAAAUACCGAUAAGUUGCUGAAGAAGUCGAAUGAAUCAGACUGGAUGCAGAACACGUUCAAGCCAUGCCAAGUUUCGGUGGAAGAUCCUUCUCAUAACCACGAGGUUCUUGUGUGGACGGGGACAUUCAGUCAUUCAUACUACGGAAGUGAUCUUCCAGCCAUUCGAGUUGCGGGUGUCGUGGACAUGUCACCGCAGAACCUUGUUGAGCUGCUAGUAGAUAGCGGUAGAGUCAAGGAGUAUAACAAGCUAAGCCUUGGCAGAGAAGACCUUGUUGUCUUCCAAAACGACAUGCAAGAGAAAGGACCCUUCGGCUGUAGCGUUACAAAGGUUAUGAAGUCGGUCUCGAAGCCACCAAUGAUAAGAACAAAUAUGGUUUUCGUUUCGGUUCUUCACGCAAGAGAAUUAGAAGAUGGCAGUGGGUUCCUCAUUGUUACCCGGGCUGUUCACCAUCCAGAAAACGAAAUGGGGGGUUCUGCAAAUGUCAUCAAAAGCGAAAUCCUAAUGGGCGUAAAUUUGAUUCGCAAGAUCAAUGGUGCUGAUAAUCAAUGUUUGAUGAUAAACGUGAAUCAUAUCAGAUCACCCAUGGUUCCAAUGAUGAUCGCUAAGAAACUCGGAGUAUCUGCAGCAAUUGGAUUUGUCAACGAUAUCCGUGCUGCAUGCUAA